Messenger RNA from Bufo bufo (common toad), 1450 nucleotides. RefSeq names its product acyl-coenzyme A thioesterase THEM4-like. The transcript has 7 exons. The record is from RefSeq and is a predicted model, not a curated record. Bases 34 to 852 code for a protein of 272 amino acids. Lineage: Eukaryota; Metazoa; Chordata; Amphibia; Anura; Bufonidae.
UGCGUCAGACGGCCGCCAUUUUCCCGGAGCCUGAUGUAUGGGAAGCCCAUACGUGUGGCUCCGGUAAGAUGUCCCCUGCAGAGCACUCAGUGGCUGGUAUCGCAGGCUGAGGAGGGAGGCGGGGGUGUGACGGAGUCUUGCCGGCUGCUCAGGAUUAUGCUCCACCUCUACUCCCGCCUGCUUCGUGGAGGCGCUGUCUUUGGUCACCUGACCUCGUGGUCACACACAGGCCCCUCACCUCUGCGCUGCUUUUCGGUCAGCCACUCAUGUCAUGGACAUCGGGACUACAGUCUGCCCAACGCAACGUGGAGCCGCCACACCCAAGAAUUAUACCGUAAGUACGAGGAGCUGAGCAAGAUCGGCGCAUGGAGGAGGAUCCCAUCAUAUAACAGCACGGUGCACCACAUGGCAGAUGCGCCCCCAAAGGAGAACAGGGUCACCCGCCUCUUUACCAGGAAUCUGGACCAGGACGGGGUGGGCUUCGAGUACAGCAUGUUUUACAAUGUGGCAGAGAAGAGGAUGAUCUGUGUAUUCCAGCCAGGCGACUACCUGGAGGGGCCCCCAGGGUACACGCAUGGUGGCUGCAUCGCUACCAUCUUGGACAGCAACCUCGGGGCAGCAGCUAUGUACAUCUGUGGGAAAGUCAUGACUGCCAACCUGAAUAUCAACUACCUGAACCCCGUCCCCUUAGGUUCUACUGUGAUUGUGGACAGUCAUGUGGAGAAGGUAGAAGGUCGGAAAGUGUACACAAGAGGCCAGGUCCGGAGCCACGAUGACCAGAUCCUGCACACAGAGGCCACGGGCCUCUUUAUCAAGUUGAACCUGUGGGAGGUGGAGCGCAGUACGGACUGAUUAUACCAGUCUGCGUGUGCUGACCGGGACGGCAGACGGCUCCUCGGGGGCAGUCACCUGGGUAUAAGCAUCCUCUUCAGGAUCCAGCCUCCUCCUGUACUGUAUGAAACGUGAAAAUCCACUGGAUGAAGAGUCUUCUGUAUCUUGGGAGAUGGCCGUAACCCGAGCUCUCCACUUGAAGGUGUAUUAUUUAAGAGGACCACUAGAGGACACACCAUUACACUCUUUACUGCAUCUUUGGAUGUGACUAGAGCAAUAUUCCCCAACCUCCUGCUCUCUCGAUCAGGGUCUCUCAACUCCGGUCUUCAGGACCCACCUACCGGUCAGGAUUUGAGAACAGAAUGAAUACCUGUGGUAAGUCCUGAUGCAUGGACACUAAUUAUAUCACCUGCUCAAUACUAAGGUCCUGAGGACCGGAGCUGAGGAACCCUGCUCUAGAUGCUGCAAAACUAGAAACUCUGGGCAUGCUGAGAAUUGUAGUUCUACAAGAGCUGGAGAGCCACUAUGUAAUACCUCUUAUCUGUAUAGUCUUCUGUGUGAUGGACAGUCACACAGGUCAGUGUAUUAAAGGGCCAUCCCUGAAUAAAGUACUGUGUAA